GGAACGAGGAGACGGUGAAUAUGAUCCGGUCAGAGGGAGGGACAGCGCAUGCGUACCAGGUGGAUCUGUGCAACCGAGAGGAGAUCUACGAGACGGCAAAGCGAGUGGAGGAAGAAGUCGGGAAGGUCACGAUCCUGGUCAACAAUGCAGGGGUCAUGACGGGGAAGAGAUUCCUGGAUUGCUCCGAUGAUGCCAUUCGGCGCACCAUCAACGUCAACGCCAUCGCCCAUUUAUGGACCACGAAGGCAUUUUUGCCCGGGAUGUUGGAGCGGGGACAAGGUCAUGUGGUGACCAUCGCAAGUCUCGCUGGGUUCUGGGGCAUCAAUCGACUUGUUGACUAUUGUGUUUCCAAAUUUGCAGUCAUUGGCUUCGACGAAGCUCUCCGUAUUGAACUCAAGACGGAUGGCCAUGAAGGAAUAAAGACCACAGUCGUCUGCCCAUGUUUCAUGGACACGAGGAUGACUCAAGGCGUCAAAAGUCCCAUGCUCCCCAUCUUGAAGCCAGAGUACGCAGUCGACAAGAUCAUGUCUGGGGUGCUGGCCGAUCAGGAGAUGGUGUUCAUUCCAGGAUACGCUUCACUCUUUCUACUGUUGAAAGCGAUCUUACCUACCCAUGGGCUAUUCAAACUUCUUGAAAUAUUCGGGGCUGGUGACACCAUGAAGGAAUUCACUGGCAGAACCAAGAAGGAGCUGUGAUACCCAUUUAUCCUUCCCUUUCC
Darwinula stevensoni is the source of this 718-nucleotide messenger RNA. NCBI's taxonomy places the organism in Eukaryota, Metazoa, Arthropoda, Ostracoda, Podocopida, Darwinulidae. The record is from the annotation of a GenBank genome assembly.